Messenger RNA from Caretta caretta (loggerhead turtle), 6982 nucleotides. It is a transcript of the gene FOXK2, whose product is annotated as forkhead box K2. The record is from RefSeq and is a predicted model, not a curated record. Gene Ontology annotation, biological process: regulation of transcription by RNA polymerase II. Gene Ontology annotation, molecular function: protein binding; RNA polymerase II cis-regulatory region sequence-specific DNA binding; DNA-binding transcription factor activity, RNA polymerase II-specific. NCBI's taxonomy places the organism in Eukaryota, Metazoa, Chordata, Testudines, Cheloniidae.
CCCCUUCCCUGCUCAGUGUCUGGCGGCGGCUGCGGCGCCGGUGCGGGCGGAGGGGCGCAGGGAGGGCGGCCCGUUCGCUCGCUCGCUAAGAUGGCGGCGGCGGCGGCGGCGGCCGUGGCCCGGCUGGAGGGCCGUGAGUUCGAGUACCUGAUGAAGAAGCGCUCGGUGACCAUCGGCCGCAACUCGUCGCAGGGCUCGGUGGACGUGAGCAUGGGCCACUCCAGCUUCAUCUCCCGGCGCCACCUAGAGAUCUUCACCGCUGCCCCCCCCGCCGCCACCGGCCGGGGCGGACGGGCCGCGCCGCCUCAGGGGGACGCCGCCGCCGGUGGCGGGGACUUCUACCUGCGCUGCCUUGGCAAGAACGGGGUCUUCGUGGACGGCGUGUUCCAGAGGCGGGGGGCGCCCCCGCUGCAGCUGCCCCGAGUAUGUACUUUCAGGUUUCCCAGCACAAACAUCAAGAUAACAUUCACAGCUCUGUCCAAUGAAAAGAGAGAAAAACAGGAGUCCCCAGAGUCUCCAGUGAAACCUGUGCAACCCCAGAUCUCUCCCUUAACAAUAAACAUUCCAGACAACAUGGCUCACCUGAUCAGCCCUCUCCCUUCUCCCACAGGAACUAUCAGUGCUGCAAAUUCCUGCCCAUCUAGCCCGCGUGGUGCAGGCUCUUCAGGGUACAAAAUGAGUCGUGUAAUGCCAUCUGACCUACAUUUAAUGGCUGACAAUUCACAGUCAGAAAACGACAAGGAAGCAUCGGGUGGUGAUAGCCCAAAGGAUGACUCAAAACCACCUUAUUCCUAUGCACAACUAAUAGUACAAGCAAUUACAAUGGCACCUGAUAAGCAGCUUACACUAAAUGGAAUUUAUACGCACAUAACUAAAAACUAUCCAUACUACAGAACAGCAGACAAGGGCUGGCAGAAUUCAAUACGCCACAAUCUCUCUCUGAAUCGUUAUUUCAUCAAAGUACCACGUUCCCAGGAAGAACCAGGCAAAGGCUCAUUCUGGAGGAUAGACCCUGCCUCUGAAAGCAAAUUAAUAGAGCAGGCUUUUAGGAAAAGGCGGCCUAGGGGAGUACCUUGCUUUAGAACCCCUCUGGGACCACUCUCUUCUAGAAGUGCCCCAGCUUCUCCUAAUCAUUCUGGAGUGUUGUCUGCCCACUCCAGUGGCGUACAGACCCCAGAGAGUUUGUCAAGGGAAGGAUCUCCAGUCCCAAUGGAACCUGAGUCUAGUGCUAUCCAGCCAAAAUUAGCAGUAAUACAAGAAGCACGAUUUGCACAGAGUGCCCCAGGAUCACCUCUAUCUAGCCAACCUGUUUUAAUUACUGUACAACGGCAGCUACCACAAACUAUUAAACCCGUCACCUACACUGUUGCAACUCCUGUGACAACAUCAACAUCCCAGCAGCCUGUAGUUCAGACAGUUCAUGUUGUUCACCAGAUACCAGCUGUGUCGGUCACAAAUGUGACUGGAUUAGCACCAGCAAACACUUACACUGUAGCUGGACAGGCAGUGGUUACACAAGCUGCAAUGCUAACCCAGCCCAAGGUAGAACCUCAAGAGAAUGGAGACCACAAGGAAGUAAAAGUUAAAGUGGAACCUAUACCUGCUAUUAGCCAUGCUACAAUAGGAGCUGCUAGUCGUAUCAUUCAGACAUCUCAGACCACGCCCUUACAGACAGUUACUAUAGUGCAACAGGCACCUCUAGGUCAACACCAGCUACCAAUAAAAACUGUAACCCAGAAUGGAACGCACAUAGUACCUAUCACCACAGCGAUACAAGGACAGGGCAACACUGCUGCUGCAAGUCCUUUGCAUAUGUUAGCAACCCAUGCAUCCGCAUCAGCAUCUCUUCCAACAAAACGCCAGAAUGGAGACCAGUCAGAACAACAGGAACUUAAACGUAUCAAAACAGAGGAUGGAGAAAGCAUAGUCAUAGCUGUUAAUGUGGACACCCCAUCUGUUGCAGUGAGUGAUCAAGGCAGCCAGAACUAGAAGCUUAGUGGAGUUUUCUUUUUUCUUUUUCUUGGGGGAAAAAAAAAAAAUCAACUCCAUGGUGCCAAAAGGAGACACUUAAAUAUAACACCUAAAACAUUGGAACAUGUUCUCACGCAGUGGGGAAAGGGGCCCUGUGAUCAGACUUCAACUUUCAGCACUGAAAAAACAACACAGGUGGCCUUAAAACUCAAUAAUUUAAAAAAAUCAAACUGCAAAACAUCUUGUUCCAGAGGCUGUGACCCUGCUCCUCCCCACCCCCUACUGAACUAACUCUGUGUACACUGAGGAGAAAUCCAGUGUUGGGGAGGUCCGCAGCUUUAUAAAAUCUUUAUUGGAUUAUUUUAAGGACUGAGUAUCUCAGUGUAAUGGCAGCAUGAUAAGCGCUUAGUGUGAACUGGUUUCAAACGAUUGUAUAUUCCUUAAAGGGAACAGAGGCAAGGAGCCAUUUCCUACAUCUUGGCAGCUAGCCUUUCAUAAUGACCUACCCAAUGCAGUUGUUGGUAGAUAUGCAGUAUUUUGUUGUUCACAUGUGGAAUUAGAAAUUUUUGAGGUGUAUUUUCAUUUCUUUGCAAAAUAAUGGGGUCUUCGACAUUUCAAAUCACUCCAUUUCUACUCCGGAAACUUUGGAAUCACACAAUACUUUUCAUGUGAAAUUUUGUUUCGUAAAAAACUGAAUGUAGGGUUUUUUUAACCAAUGGAAUGAUUUACUUUUGUCUGUUCUGUUAAAGUUCAGAUAAAGCUACUUUAUUACAUCUGCAAAUUUUCAUAUUUUAGCAGUUGCCUGAUAAAUUUAAUCAAAUUUUAUUACCAUGUGUAGUGAUCAAAUGCUUCUUCGGGCUUGCAUGUAACUGAUUAGAAAUUACAAUGUAAAUGAGCCGUUAACUGACGUAAAGAACUGCUAUGAAUUUGACCAGAGCUGCACUUACCUGUUUCUCUUUCUUGCUACCUUUUGCUGUUUGUUACUUUGUGUUGACUUUGACUGUCCCUGGUAUAUUUUUCCAGUCGAAAGUAAAACAAGAGUCUCGCUUAAUAUUGUGUAUGUUUAAGAUAACAGACUGUUCUUCAUUUAGAAAAGAUAAAAUUCUUUAUCACAAGUCCUUUUAAAAAGAGAGUAAAAAAUUAUCUUGUCAGAGGUAUAUUCAGUAUUUUUAAGCUUAAGCACCCAUCUGUAGAAAUUAAUCUGACCAGUUUAUCCAUAAAACUUUCGAUGUCAUACACUGACCCUCUGGGGUCUCCAUUAAGAGUAGCUGUUGUGGUUUUCUAACAGUGGCUACCAUAUUAUUAUAAUAAAAGUUUGUUUUUUUUUAAAGUGUGUGUUCUGCGGUUGAACAGUUUAAAAUGUAUUGGUAAUUAUUCACUUUAAUUGUGGUAAUAGAUUCCACCUUACAUUUCCAAAUUAAACUAAAAGUUUAGGUGGCUGUUCAGUCUUUAAUUCACAUAAUGUCUUGUUCCUUCAUACAGCGAGGUGAGUGAAGGCUGGAGAGUGGGUUUAAACUUUGAAUUCCAGUUUGUUACUUUCUGUUAUUAUGCCAUUAUUUAUAUAAAUAUUUGUUUUCCAUUUCAAAAAGAAAAAUCUGUAUUUUCAUGAUGGACUGAAAUGGCUUAUAUUUAGGCAGCUUUAGGAAACUCUAUAUACCUGAAGACCAAAUUGAGAAAUCUGUACUAUCAUGUUAAUCCACAAAAUGGAGCUGUUACAAUGUCAAUGCAGAUAAUACAUAUUAAAAAUUAUGAAAAAUACUGUACACUAGCUGAGUUUAUAAGAGGCAUUUUUAAAAAAUCCAUGAUGUAAAACUCCAGAAUGUUACUCAAAGUGUUAAUGGGAGUUUUAAAAAAAUGUAGAACAAUAAGCGUCCCUCGAUAGUAAUCUGGUUUUUGUUAUCGGACACUUCAUAAUUUAUACACAGCCAUGUAGAUUUAAUUUAAAAUCAAGGCAGUAGUUGGAUAUAAACCUACUGAUUAGAACUUGGUUUAUAUUCAGAAGUGAGUCUGUUCACAACUAGAAAUGAGUGAAUGAGUGAAAUCUUUUUAAUAAAUGUUAAAUUAUUCAAAAUAUGUCACUAAAUUAAGUCUAACAGUUACUCAACAAGUGUGUUUAUGAAGCGUUCACUUAGGUGUGCUGCUUGUCAGAGUUUAUACUGGCCGUGCCAAUAUAGUUGCUAAUAGCAGAGCAAGUGGUGACUUGGUCCUGAAUGUUUAAGCAGACAAAGGCUGUGCUGGCAUACUCUUCCUGAUCCCACGAGUAUGGAACAGAUUUGGCACUAACUCUCUCAUACCCUGAAGGUUCUGCAAAUGGAAAUUUGGUAGCAGAUCUUGACUAAAACCAAUUUUAGCCACCUGGAGUUUGUCACAGGAAUUUGCCUUCAUUAAAGGAGAUAAAUCCUGUGCAUGAACACUGUGGGAUAUAUUUUUCUUUUAAUGUGUGGGUUUCCAAGCAGUCUUUAAAAAUACUCAAGUACAAAAAUGCAUAACCUCUUCCACGGAUGCAGUACAGGAUUUAACUACUUAAAAUUCAUUCGUAAAUGAAUUGACAAUGUCAGGUUAUUUUUAAAUCAAACUGUUCCUUUGGUAGUUCAAUAUAUUAUACUCUGCUUAAUGUCAAACACAUUUGGUGGUAGAACUGAGUCAGAGUAGAAUCUCACAGCCACCUUGCUUUGGCUUUGACUGACCAAAAACUUGCCCAAAUGUGCCAUAAAUAUGGGGGUUUGGCCUCCGUCUAAUAGUGAUUGGUCUUUGAUCCAGUUGCCUCUUAUGACUGUGAUGUACUGUAUUAUGCUAACUACCUUCCCUUGGAUUCCUUCCAGUGUCCAUCUCUCCUUUUUAACCCUGCUUUUACGAAAAAGGCUGUGAAAGUGUCUAAUAUAAGCAACCCAGCUUGUAGUACUCUAAAUGGGAUUUGACCAAAGCAUUUUAUAACUUCACGCCUUAUUUAGAGCUUGUUUACAAUUGGCUCUAACUUUGCUGAUUCAAAUAUGGAAGAUUAAAGUGUUCACUAGCACCCAGUGCUAGUCUGUGUCUUGCUCUUAUUCUGACUUCCCUGUGAGAUGAGACUCUUUAUGGCAAUGUCUCCAAAACCCCACCUCUCCAAGGAGAAGACUAGCUUUUAUGAAAUUGGGGUGGAGUGGGUGGUGGCACUCACUCCAGACAGCAAGACUUUAACCGAAGCCCCUGGGAGAUAGGAUCCUCUUUUAGACCUUGAACAAGAAUAUUCUCAGGCCUCUCCUCGUGCGGGCCACAUUCAGAGCCCAAUACAACCAGAAAGGACUGCUGCUACAGUGGGACAAAACACUCAUUUUUUUUCUAGUAAGUGAAGUUAUCUGAAUGUUGAGCCCUCACACAGAUUUUUGUCUGUUUGUCACUUUGCAUAAAUGCACAACAGUUUACUAUUACACUGUUCUUGAUUUCACUGAUUUAGGUACAGCAGCCUGUACUAACCACAAGGAUAUCUGUGAAAGUGCUUGGGUGAGUAAAUCACUUUCCAGUUUAGAUUACUAGACAGAAGAGAAAAUAGGGAUGAGAGAUUUUUUUCAAUUUUCAUUGUUUUUGUUCCAGAGUGAAAUGAUUUAAAUCACCAAUUUUAAUCCUGAUUAAAAUCAGAAAGUAGGAAGUCUUGAUUUAAGUAUCAGUUUUGUACUUCAGUCAUUUUUCUAGAGAUGUUGAUUCUCAUUGGAUGUUAACCAUUAAACAUGUAGAUUUGCAACUAAACACAUUCUUCACACUAAAUUUGGUACUACUUUUUGCUCACCAAGAAGAUAAAGUAUAUUUAUACAAACAAUUAUAUAGCUUAACAUACAUUUAUUCAGAUUUUUUAUUGUUCCAAAAUGGUGAAUGAUGCAUUUAUUUAGUAGAUUAAUUUUUUACUUGUGAUUUGUGUCAGUCUGCAAAUGGAUGGAAGUUGGAAUUCAAUCAAAAAUGCACAUAAACAGCAACUUCAAAUUGUUUUUAUUAAGUAAACCUACCUUAAAUGUGCUGGACACAAAAGGGGAAACAGGGUUACCAAAAACCUUUUGAAUUUGUGUAGUGAGUGAAUUGAACUGAUUUGUUUCUGGUAGUCAUGUCUUGGAUAUUUAUCUCAUUUUUAUUCAUAAAUUGGAAGAAAAAAACAAGCUUUCCUUCUGCUUUAACUUACAGCUGCUUGCUUAGUUUUGAAUGAACUAGUCAUUGAACUGAAAUGAAAACAUUCUGAACCUGCAGAAGAUGAUACUGCUAUCGAAAACCAGAUUAGUGUUUCAGCAACCUGAUUCUGGGUGUUGGUCAGUUUCAUCCAGCAGUUUGGCUUUCUUUAAUUUAGAGUUCAAUAGAUUACAGUAAAUCUAGGCCUUAAUAUAAAUUGCUAUAAUUUUAAAUUUAUUUCUAAAAUCUAAAUCAGAUUAGUAUGAUCUCCCCUGGUUGGUUCAUUGAUUGGAGGUGCAGGGACAAUAUUUAUUUCCUUUCAUUCUUGUGCUGAAACUGUAAGAAAAACAGUAGUAUUCAAAGCAUCGCAGUUGAAGAAGAGUGUGGGAAACCUUGUUACCUUCUCAUUUUGAAAGGAGACCUAUUGGAAAUGUGAGUACCCACUUGGAAGAAAAUUAAUUCUUACUGAUCCUUUUAUGGUGUGACUCUUGCUGUUAGCAAAUGUGUAGAAAUUUCACUGAAGAAAUUGAAUUGGGAACUCCCUGUCACUGUAUUUAUUGUACUGGCUAACAAUUUUUCUUUUCAGGAUUUUGGACUGUCUUGUAGAUGUUAAGAUGGUGUCAGAGCAUUUCCUGUUCUCUGAAGUUGUAAUGGGUCUGCAAUGUCUUCUGGAUUAAGAGUAUACAUGUGCUUUUGAUCAGCAAUAGAUUAACAUCUGUGGGUCUUGCCAACACUAUGGCAACCAAUACAUAACCUCCUCAUCAAGUCAAGAAGGCCCCCUUAUCUAUUAUCAGCUUUAUGAGCUAGCUAUAUUUCUGGGAGAAUUCUGCACUUCUCUGUGUGCACAUAAUUAAUGAGCCCCAUAGAUUUUUUUUUUUUU